AUGGAAUUAGGAGAAUAAGAUUUAUAUACUUACUUAGAAUAAUAAUAAUAGAAUUUAACUAUUGAAUCAAAAAUUAAAAUUAUGAUUUAAAUUACUUAAUUCAUUUCAUAUCUACAUUCCAAAAAUUUAAUACAUAGAGAUAUUAAACCUGAAAACUUCAUUAAAGUCUCCGAUCAAUUUAAACAUAUUGAUUUUGGAUUAACAGAGUAGAAUUCAAAUAUUUUCAAAACAGCUAAAGUUGGAACCCUACUAUUUUAGGCUCCUGAGCUUCUUGAAAAUAAAACUGAUUAUGAUAUUUCUAUUGAUAUAUGGUCUCUCGCUUGUGUUUUUUACGAAAUUCUUUUUGGCUAAGCUUUGUUUAAUGGUAUUAAUUAAAUUUACAUCCAAGGUUAAUUCAAAUUUCUUAAAUUAAAGAUUAAACAUAGGAUAGUUAGAUGA
Molecule: messenger RNA, 438 nt
Organism: Paramecium tetraurelia
Lineage: Eukaryota; Ciliophora; Oligohymenophorea; Peniculida; Parameciidae
Exons: 2
Biological process (GO): protein phosphorylation; mitotic DNA damage checkpoint signaling
Cellular component (GO): nucleus; cytoplasm
Molecular function (GO): ATP binding; protein serine/threonine kinase activity
Source: RefSeq, a predicted model, not a curated record